This is a messenger RNA of Sitophilus oryzae (rice weevil), 2553 nucleotides long. Its product is annotated as UDP-glucose 4-epimerase. The coding region runs from base 228 to 1418 and encodes 396 amino acids. Gene Ontology annotation, molecular function: UDP-glucose 4-epimerase activity. Lineage: Eukaryota; Metazoa; Arthropoda; Insecta; Coleoptera; Curculionidae. The record is from RefSeq and is a predicted model, not a curated record. The transcript is spliced from 9 exons. Gene Ontology annotation, biological process: beta-D-galactose catabolic process via UDP-galactose, Leloir pathway. Gene Ontology annotation, cellular component: cytosol.
UUUAUUGUUUUUAAGAAAUCAUGUUAUUUUUGAGACUGUUUAUAGCAGAGCUACAAUUUAAAUAAAAUUUUCCAAAAAGUGUUCAUCCUUUAGCCAAUUUUUUGCAUCCGCAAAAACAACGUACACAAUGUCCAAUGUUGUCAUGUCUGAGAAUAUCGUCAUCGGCCUACACACGUAUACAAUUUUUUUACACGAAUCCAUAAGUAUUUAUUGUUUUGCCAAAAUUAAUGAUAACAAUGUUAUCUCUGUUAUAUAAAUCAACGUACAUGUUCGUAGUGUUUUACUAUGCUAUCGUGCCUCUGGGAUAUCUGACAAAGUGGUGGAUAACGGAUACCGAUGAGAAAAUGAAGGGUAACAGCACAAUUUUGGUAACCGGGGGUGCUGGAUACGUUGGAUCGCAUACAGUAGUCGAAUUGCUUAAAAAUAACUACACCGUUAUUGCUAUAGAUAAUUUAGUCAACUGCUAUGCGAAAAAUAAUAAUGAAAAGCCCGAAGCGCUGAAGAGAGUCGAAAGGAUAACUGGCGAAAAAGUUAUAUUUUACAAUGUAGAUAUACGAGAUAAAGAGGCUCUAGAUAAAGUUUUCAAAUCCCAUAAAAUCGAUUCUGUGAUCCAUUUCGCUGCCUUGAAAGCUGUAGGUGAAUCCGUGAAGAUUCCGUUAACGUACUACCAGAACAACAUAGGAGGAUCGGGCACAUUAUUUGAGGUUAUGGGCAAUAACGGCGUGAAGAAAUUGGUGUUCUCUUCUUCGGCUACCGUAUAUGGUACUCCACAGUUUCUGCCCAUCACGGAAGACCACCCUACGGGCCAGGGCUGUACCAACCCUUACGGGAAAACCAAGUAUUUCGUAGAGGAGAUUUUGAAGGAUUUGUGUACUAGCGAUUCCGAAUGGAAAGUGAUUUUGUUAAGAUACUUCAAUCCCGUUGGUGCUCAUGAAUCUGGUUUGAUUGGUGAAGAUCCCUCAGGGAUACCUAAUAAUCUGAUGCCCUAUAUCUCUCAGGUUGCAGUGGGCCGCAGAGAUAAACUGCAAGUUUUCGGCAACGAUUACCCCACUCCCGACGGCACUGGCGUUAGAGAUUACAUACAUAUCACCGACUUGGCCAUUGGACAUCUGAAGGCUCUGGAAAAAAUGUUACAGCCGACGUUCACCUCAUGGAAAGCGUACAAUUUGGGCACAGGUUGCGGAUAUUCAGUGUUGGACGUGGUGAAAGCCUUCGAAAAAGCGUCGGGCAAGCAGGUAAAAUACGAGAUUGUGGGUCGCAGAGAGGGCGACAUUGCCGAAUGUUACGCCGACGCUUCCGUGGCUAAGAGAGAACUGAAUUGGACGGCGAAGAAGGACAUACUGUCCAUGUGCCAAGACACGUGGAACUGGCAACAGAAAAAUCCCAAAGGGUUCCAAAGUCCCUGCCAGGGUUGCUGAUAUAAAAUAUAAAUGGUUCACCUAUUUGGACGAUUGACUUGCCAUACAAGUAAAAUAUAGUCUAUCUAACGGGAGAAGAAGAAUUGACUGUCACUGUCAAUAUUUAUUCGUUGGACGGGCUAUAAGAUGCAUAUCGUCAGCGACACACUAGCUGUUUUCUAUUUACAUAAUUUUAUAGUAUCUGAAGUAGUCUAGAAUCCCGAUUCUAUUUUUUUUCAACUGUGGAAUUGUUAGGGAACUAAAGAUAAAGACUUCCAAUACAACCUUUUUGGAUUCGCUGCGAAGAGAUCAUUUAUUCUUCCCUUCCCCGUAGGCAUAUCGUAGGGUACGCCACUGCUUGUCAGAAGCAAAAUUAAUUGUGGGAGAGUAGAACAGAUGAUAAUACUUUUAUAUCGAUAUAUAGACAAGUGUGAACAUAUCGAUAAUCUUGGACGUUCCUAGUUUUAAAAAAUCUGAGGGUGCAUCUACACUAUCCUAGAAAAGGCGUAUCGGCGUAACGGCGUAACGACCUUGAAUAGAUUUCCAGUAAUUCUAUUGGCUGAAAUUUUUGACAGAUGAAUUUGACAGAUAAAAUUUCUGACAGAUGAAUUUUUCAGCCAAUAGAAUUGCUGGAAAUCGAUUCAAGGUCGUUACGCCGUUACACCGUUUCUAGGAUAGUGUGGAUGCACUCUGAAACUUGAUUAGGGACGGCAAAAAGAAGUAAUAUAUCGAUAUAUGAAUGGUUAAAAUGGCUUGCAUUUAAUAUUCUAGGCAAUGAUAAAUAGAGCUCACAAUAAUACUUUAUUAUCAAAAAAGAUACAUUAUUAAAUAUGUGGGAUUCUAAAAAAAUGUUUGCCAAAUAAACCUUCAAAUUAACAAAACUAUUAAUUUUCUUGACUAAAAAAGUCUUAAGAAAUAACCAUGUACUGAAUAACUUAUUUUUUGUUAAGUUUAUUAAUUUAAUCUAAUAUUGAAUUAUUCCCCAAACUUUAGAGAGCUGUAGAUGAAAUUUUUGUUUCGUCUCUGACGAUAUGUCGGGUGUAUUUUAAAAUAGUCAGACUUUAGAAAUGAUUUUUACUGUUGAACAUUUAUUUUAUGAAUUUAUUUCAAGAUUACUUUAUGUCAUUGUGAAUAUACAAUAAAUUAUUUAUAAGAA